Molecule: messenger RNA, 955 nt
Organism: Cuscuta epithymum
Lineage: Eukaryota; Viridiplantae; Streptophyta; Magnoliopsida; Solanales; Convolvulaceae
Source: the annotation of a GenBank genome assembly
CCUUGGCAGAUUGGGCUGGAGAGCUCUUGCUAUGUAUAAAGAAAUUAACUCUGCGCACAAAUUUCUCGGCCAAAAAACAAAAAACCAGCGGAUACCUCUUUUCUUCUCCGAUAAUUCCUCGGCCGAUUGGACUAGAGAGCUUGCCAUGUAUAACACGCCUCUCCCUCUUCCCAUCCACGAAAUUACCGCAAUAUUGAGAGACGUCAAAGCACAAAUCACUGCAAGACAAGCUUUUCGUUAAAUUUUAGACCCUGCAGUAUGGCACGCAAGAUAAACACAAUAGAAGAGAUCAACGACUCAAAGGAGACAUGGAAGAUUGCGGUUAGAGUGAUUUCACUCUGUCGUGUUGAUUCCUUAAAGUUCAUGGAAAUGGUUUUGAUGGAUGCCAAGGGCCAUAAGAUACAAGCAGUUGCGAGGAAUGCCGAGAUGGUUGUUUGGAAGCCAACACUUAAAGAAGGAGAAACGUAUGUGAUGCAGAAUUUUUGUGUCCUACGCAACGAUGGGGAAUACAAGACUUGUGACCAUCCAUUCAAGCUUCAACUCACAGGUGGUACAACGCUAAAAGUACAAAAUCUCUCCGAUAUUUCCACGGAUCACUAUCAGUUUAGAAGCUUUUGUGAUAUAUUAAGUGGCAAACUGGACACUCAUGUUUUGAUGUCAUUGGAUCUCUGCAUGACGUUCUUAAUGCCCAGGCUAAUGCUUCGCUGAAAAAAAUAUCAUUUUUAAUGAAAGAUCUCAGUGGUGAUAUGAUAACAUGCACAUUGUGGGGCGACUAUGCUACCAAACUGUUGAAUUUCCGUGAAAAUCAUCCAUCGGAGCUGACUGUUAUCAUCUUGACUCAUGCAAAAAUCAAGGAACCGGAAGGCAUGCAUCCUAUCACCAUUCAAAAUAGCAUGUACAGCUCCAAACUGCUCAUAAAUGAAGACAUUGCAGAAAUUCAGCAAUUCAAAGAUAG